GGAGGAAGGGUGGAGGGUGGGCAGAAGCUUGAGAGAACGAGAACAUAUUGGGACAUCUGAUAUUUUGGUGGAGAUGAAGUCCACACUCGGAGCUCUGAGUGCUCUGCUCUGCUGCUCGCUGUCCUGCUCCCAAACACUGAAUCCUGCCGGGAGGAACGUCUGCCCCAAUGUCAGGAACCCUUCAGCCUCGGUCUGUUGCACUGGGUGGCGUCAAGAAGGAAAGGAGUGCCCCAUACCUGUGUGUGAGGGAGAGCAGGCCUGCCUGAAGGAAGAGAUCUGUGUGUAUCCUGGAGUGUGUCGCUGUGCACCUGGCUACUUCGGAGCUCUCUGUAAAACACGCUGUCCCCCUGACUUCUGGGCUCCGGACUGUCGCCAGGUGUGUCAGUGUCACCCGCACGGCCGCUGCCACCCCGCCACCGGCGAAUGCACCUGCAACCCCAACCGCUGGGGCCCCCUGUGCCAGUACGCGUGCAAGUGCGCCCGGCACGGCCACUGCCACCCCGUCCACGGGAACUGCACCUGCGACGAGGGCUGGUGGACGGCGACCUGCUCCAAGCCGUGUCAGUGCGUCAGCGGGGGCUCCGCGGGCCCCGGCUGCGACCAGCUGACGGGCCGGUGUCAGUGCCUCCAGGGCCACUGGGGCCUCAAGUGCCCCGUCUCUUGCAACUGCUACCUGUCGCAAUGUAACCAGCGUACCGGUACGUGUGAGUGCGAGGCCGGCUGGUGGGGACCCAGCUGUGAUCGGCGAUGUAACUGUGACCUCACCCACAGCAGCUGUGACCCGGCCAGCGGGCAGUGCCUGUGCCACCCGGGGUACCACGGUGCCUUCUGCAACCAGGCCUGUGAACGUGGCAAGUACGGCAGCGGUUGUGAAAUGAGGUGGGUGUCUGGGAGAUGCGCUUGUUUUGUUUCUACACCCGGGGUGUUACAAGUCGACUCUGUGUGCUUCUCUUUGUCCUCCCGUCUCGUUGGCCUCAGCUGCGGCUUCUGCAGAGACAAAAAGCCGUGCUCGGACACCGACGGCUCCUGCGAGGCCUGUGAAGCCGGCUGGAACGGCACGCGGUGCGACCGCCCGUGCCCGUCUGGUUCUUACGGGGGCGGCUGCCAGGAGACGUGUCCGCGCUGCAGGAACAACGAGCCCUGCGACCCCAAAACUGGACAAUGCUGGCGGUGUGACCCUGGAUGGACUGGACCCAGGUGCGAGGAGGCCUGCUCCAACAGGACGUUUGGAGACGCAUGCAGCUCCCCCUGCAGCCCUUGUUUCCAUGGUGACUGCCAUCACGUGACAGGAAGAUGUGUUUGUCAGCCAGGUUUUCAGGGAGAGAGCUGUAACAGCAGCUGCCCCGCCCUGCACUUCGGCCUCAACUGCUCCUCCGCCUGUGGCUGCAGUGAAGGGGACAGCUGCGACCCCGUCACCGGCUUCUGUCCCAGCAGUGGCAGAGCUGCUGUCCUGGCAGGUGUCCUCGUUCCUUUGCUCUUGAUGCUCCUUGCUGUGCUCUGCUGCUGUUUGUGUUGUGGUGGAGGUCACGUUGAUGGCAAAGACAGGGCGGCUGUUGCUGACGGCGGCUUGUCAGUUCGGGUGAAAUAUCACGUUUACAGCGUCCUGGCCAACAUCGGUGCUUCCCUCCCCUGUGUUUCUGAUUGGUCCUCUGGCCUGCCUCGUGUCACUGUGUCUCACCAUGACCCAGAGCUGACGUUCAACCACAGCUUCAUCGAGCCUCCUUCCUCUGGCUGGGUGACUGAGGGGUCGUCCUUCGACAGUGAUGAGGAGGAGGAGGAGGCGCUCUACUGUGUCCCUCCAAGAGAAGACAUCCCGGAGGUGGCGGGCGGCGAGUUCCACGAGAUGAGCUCCAAGUGUAACAUGUUCUUGGACCCAUCCGGCUUCAGCAGCGAGGACAUCACUUCGCCCUUCAACAUCCCUCGCACCUCCAGCAUCGCCAAGUCCAAGCGGCCUUCCGUCUCUUUUGCCGAGGGCACCCGCUUCGGCACCAAGGAGAGGCGUGGCUCGGCUCAGGAGCCCGGCGCCCUCCCUGGACGCAACAAACCCAAGUCAUCCUGGGGGGUUCUGAUGCUGUCUGCCCUCCAAAGCCAGGGGAGCGCCUCGAGAACUGGGGAGGAAGAUGGAGCUGAGAGCGAGGAGGGGGAGGAGGAGGAGGAGGAGGAGGAGGAAGUCGAUGUGCAGGCGACGGACAAUCAGGAUUCCAGCUGUGAGGCGGGGGACCAGGAAGUACACAGAACCCCUCCCCGGGCCACCUUGCACGUCCCCGGGACAUCAGGACGAAGGCGAACUAUGUCCAACACAGUUGCUCAGAAAUGUAGCCAGCUGCCGCCGUCUCAGGUGGGGGUCUUGGAUAAGGUCACCACGGUGUACGUGACGGUGGGUAAGGCGGGGAGGCCCGCACCGAAAACGGAGGCGACCUCCGAAGGCCCGGUUCAAGCCAUGCUGCGGCGACUCGGAAGCCUCCAGAGGCAAAGGGAGCAGGACUCUGGCAAACCCAAGCCCAAAGGAGCCGAAGGGAUCACCAAACCACCGAGGAGGAAGCUCGGAGCUCGGGCCAGUGUGUGGGAGGAGGGAGGCCCGCCCGCGGGGGAGGUGCGCAUAUGUAAGCCAAUCAGGAGAAAGCAUGCUGCCCUCGCCCCGCUUGACACAGGUGGCCCUAAUGACAGUGCACCGUCGGAGGGCGGCGCUCCAAAGCGACCACUGUCGUCCAUCUUGAGUAGCGUGCCAGAGGGGGUUCUGUCCGUCUCGGGGUCAGGUCUUCGGGCUGAGAGCGCUGACCCGAGCGCAGUAAAAACCGAGGGCACCUACCUGACCGUGGGACCUGCAGGAGACGCUGCGAGUCUCGCUGAGGUCAUCGCCAAUGAAGGCGCAGCGGACGAUGCGAGUGACGAACCCUGCUAUGAAAAUGUCCAGAUUAAACACUCAUAACCUGUGAGAAAAAACACGUCAGCAGGUGUAAGUCAAGCACACAUUGUUACUCUGCAGUUAUAAAGUGAUAAAGUCUGGAGUUAUUAUGGUGUUAUCCAGUACACAAUGUACGGGCACAGCUAAAUAUUGGCAUUUAUGCAACAUAUGUAAUAAAGAAAUCAAAAAUGGGAUAAUUAUUCUAAUUAUACAUACAAAAAUCUG
Pungitius pungitius (ninespine stickleback) is the source of this 3130-nucleotide messenger RNA. It is a transcript of the gene scarf1, whose product is annotated as scavenger receptor class F, member 1. Gene Ontology annotation, cellular component: membrane. Gene Ontology annotation, biological process: heterophilic cell-cell adhesion; neuron remodeling; dendrite development. NCBI's taxonomy places the organism in Eukaryota, Metazoa, Chordata, Actinopteri, Perciformes, Gasterosteidae. Gene Ontology annotation, molecular function: scavenger receptor activity; low-density lipoprotein particle binding. The coding region runs from base 74 to 2929 and encodes 951 amino acids. The record is from RefSeq and is a predicted model, not a curated record. The transcript is spliced from 10 exons.